CCUGAGCCUCACACCUCAAUACAAGUUGCAAGCAUUCGUUUCGUAACGUCCGUCGGCGUGAAGACGCCGUGGCAUUUCAGCAUCAAGGAAAAAAGAUUAGCAGUCCCGCAAGUGGCACCUCCUUGGUCGCUAAAUACCCAACAUGUUCUCGAAUAUAGAGGCCGAUUCCAAACUUAAAGUCCCUUCCGAGGCGCAGGGAAAAAGUGUAGGCGAAAUUGUCAUAUCAUGGAAUACAGAGCUUGAAAGCAGGACGAACUUCUUCUUGGCGAGGACCAAAGGGUUAACUGAGUGGGACAGCUGCAUUCAAAAGAACAAGCACAUUUUAUCCGCAUUGCAGAUCGAUCUGGCAAGGGUCACCUCGUCCCAAGACAGACUAGAACGACAGCUCGAAAUUUUACAGUUGCAUCAACAAGAAGUUGACGAGGCUUUGACAAUCAUGGAGUCAGUUGCUGAGCAACUCGGCCGAACACAACAUCCUACGAGUGGGAGCUCACCGCAGCAGACAAGGACAAGACACGAGACUAUCUUCAACCUUGCUGAAUCUGUCAGCGCUAGCCUUAGCGCCCUUGGUAGUGCCCUUCGACAUGUGACACCGAGUGUCUACAUGGCACCGGCUGAAUCGGUGUGUAUACAUUCUUGCGGCAAGUCAUCGGACUCUUGUUUUGAAUUCACGCAGGACAAUAAGAAUUGUUCGAUCAUCAAGACACAAGCGCACUCGUUUUCAGAUAAAAUUUUGAAAGCGCAUUUGCAAACGGUACUAUCUGUUGAGCGUAAAGCUCUACAGAGUCAACAACUGUUUUGAUUUGCCUGCCAGGUGCAGAAUUGGUUUCUGCGCAAUCAUUGAAAGAGUUGCGGGAGAGCUGAGAUUGUGAUAAUAUAUGGGACGGUGAUCCAACUUCGAGAUCGUUCAUCGGUCUGAGUUGACAAACACCUUAGUGCCACGUGACAUUCGCUGUGGGAAGUAGUAUGUCAAUUUAUAUCCAUACAAAGAAUUUGAUGC
Messenger RNA from Micromonas commoda, 1000 nucleotides. RefSeq names its product structural constituent of nuclear pore (gene Nsp1). The coding region runs from base 143 to 802 and encodes 219 amino acids. Lineage: Eukaryota; Viridiplantae; Chlorophyta; Mamiellophyceae; Mamiellales; Mamiellaceae. Gene Ontology annotation, molecular function: phospholipid binding; structural constituent of nuclear pore. Gene Ontology annotation, cellular component: nuclear pore central transport channel; nuclear pore. The record is from RefSeq and is a predicted model, not a curated record. The transcript is spliced from 5 exons. Gene Ontology annotation, biological process: protein import into nucleus; RNA export from nucleus.